Pseudopodoces humilis (Tibetan ground-tit) is the source of this 1590-nucleotide messenger RNA. The record is from RefSeq and is a predicted model, not a curated record. NCBI's taxonomy places the organism in Eukaryota, Metazoa, Chordata, Aves, Passeriformes, Paridae.
CUGAUUUUUGUUGUGAUGGCUCUUGGGGCAGUGAGCCCACCUGGGACAAAGCUGAAGAACCAGAUCUGUGGUUGGAUACAUGGUUACCUUUGAUCCUGCCUAGCAAGUAAGCAAAAGGAAGAGGCAAAAGAAAGAAAGAAACAUUAAAUCCGUGGUGUGCUGGCUCAGCACCUUUCACAGCCCCAUCCUGCAACAAGUCAUUCUGUGAGCACUAUGAGUGCAAAAGCCAGCUCUGGAGGUGAGGAAGAAUCCUCAGGAAUGAGUAGUGAGGUCCUGGGAGAGAGUGGCCUCUUGGGAGAGGCCAAGAGGGGACAAGUGAUCCGUGUCGCCUACGUGAUUGCAGCGCUAGACCUGACCUUUCUCUUCAUUCAGAUGGGAGUCGUGCCUUACAUGGGAAAGAGCCUAGGUUUGGAUUCAGUGGGGUUUGGCUAUCUCCAGACCCUCUUUGGUGUCCUCCAGCUUGUGGGAGGUUAUAUUUUUGGAAGGUUUGCAGAUCAAUUUGGUGCCCGAGCAGCCUUAAUUCUCUCCUGUGCAUCUGGAAGCAUCUUCUUCCUGCUUAUGUCCCUCUCCACCAGCAUCCCCCUCCUCUUCCUCUCCAGGCUGCCAGCAGUGUUCAUGCAUGGGAUACCAGGCGCUCAGAAGGUCAUUACAGAUAUGACUCCUCCUUCCAAACGUGCUGGUGCUUUAGGGAAGCUGGGCCUUUGCUUUGGAGUGGGCAUUAUUUCUGGCUCUGCCCUGGGAGGUGUUCUAUCCACCAAAUUCAGUGUUUAUGUUCCUGCAUACGUUGGGCUGGUGGGAAGCCUCAUCAACACCCUGAUAGCAAUGAUUUGGAUCCCUUCACAGACUAAACCAAAGCCAGACCAUCAUGUGACAGAACACAGCACAUCACAGUCUGGCAGCUUGUUUAGCAUCAGAGAAAUCGUGCGCCUGAUGAAGUUUCCAGGAGUAAUGGAAGUUUUCAUAGUCAAGGUCUUUGCUGGACUUCCCAUAGGUUUGUUCAUGAUUAUGUUUUCCAUCAUCUCUAUGGAUUUCUUUGGCUUGGAAGCAGUGGAAUCUGGAUAUCUGAUGUCAUAUUUUGGUGUCCUUCAAAUGGUUGUCCAGGGUUUGGUGGUUGGGAAACUCGCUAGUCACUGCACAGAGAUGACCCUGCUCAGACUCAGCGUCUUCGUCUUUGCCGGCGUGGGCCUAGGCAUGGCCCUGAUGAGGACUGUGUGGCACUACUGCAUCAUUGCAGUGCCGCUGGUGUUUGCCUUCAGCAUGCUAGCCACCAUCACCGACAGCAUCCUCACCAAAGCUGUGCCCUCCUCUGACACUGGUGCCAUGCUCGGGAUUUGCGCCUCAGUGCAGCCCUUGACCCGGACAGUGGGUCCAACCAUUGGUGGAGUUUUAUAUAAACAAUUUGGAGUCUCCUCCUUUGGCUAUUUACAGCUAAUGGUCAAUUUAGGUUUGUUUGUUUACCUCUUGAAGAGUAAAAUCCCACUGGAAGAGAUGAAAAGCCAGUAGUACAGUUGCAAGAAAGUAACCCCUUUAUUUGUUCCAUAUAAAUAAAUCCUUGAGUUUUAUUUUUGAUUCCGUUAACCUAGAAUAAAA